AUGGCCGACGUCCCUGCAAGAUCGGCUAUCCAGCAGCUGCCGCAUGAGCUCGUCCACCACAUCCUCACCCUGUCUCCGGAUCCCGCCUCGCUCAGCUCCCUGUCGCGAUCCUGCUCCGCCUUUUACGCCGCCUUCGCUACCAGGCCGGCCAAGAUCAUAGCCGCUGUCUUGUCGCUCACCAUCCAUCCCUCGGUCCAACGCGACGCCUACAUCGCUGUGGCAGCCUCCCGCCUUUGCCCCGACGACCCCGCCGGUUUCGACCAGUUCCUGGACGAGACGCUCUACCCGAAGCCAGCCCCUGUGCCCUGGACCCUGCGAGAUGCUGUCGAUGCCGUGCGCUUCCACAGCCACGUGCAAUACCUCGCGGAGGCCCUCUCGCGGCAGAUUCUACAGGCAGAACCCUUCACAGCGCCAACAUACGGCGGCAACGACAAUGACGGCGACUCUGCAUCCCCGGCCUCCCCACCACCGCCACCAGCCACGACGUCGGAGAUCAAUCGUUUCCAGCGCGCGCUGUAUCGCUUGCAGACGUUCUGCGAGCUGCUCAAUCGCGAAAGCAGCUAUGAAGAGGUCUGCAAAGUCAAGGGCUUCGCGACAAGCCCGGACGUGUGGCUGGCCUGCUACGCCGAAUUCGCUACUUACGAGAUUGAGCAGCUCAGCUGUCUGAAUGAUCUGCUCAUGGCGCUCGUCGCCCAAAUACUCCACGAUGUUACCUGGGGCCAUCUCGGCGUGCGCCUCAUCACCUCGGCGAGCUCCAGGCUAGGCCAGGAAGUCAUGAGCCGGGGGCUGGAGACGCUUCAUGCACUCUACGAGGCGACGUCUUAUGACGAUUCUCGGGAGAUUCUGCAUCUCGGGGAGACCCGGUACGAUCGGCCUGUUGAACGGAGGAAUUUUCUGAUUGACAGGUUCGACGACCUGGACGGCCGCCAGUAUCUCGGCCACAUUGGGGUGUUUGACGAUCUGCCACCCGAGGUGAAGACGAAGCUGAUCCGUAAGCCGUUCUAUCCCGAUCCAGACCCGGGACCUGGGCGAGUUUGGGAGAGGGUGCAUCUAAGCGAGGGAAUCCCCAUCGGGCUCGUCGCAGUGCACCAGUUCCGGCACUACCGUCGGUGGGGAUAUGUCUUUUGGGACGAGGAGAGGCUCGAGAAGCUGGGGGCAUUCGAUGAGAGGUGGGAUGAUGUUGCGUCGUCGCCCGCAGCGCCUGAGGAUCCGUUCCUGGUGUAUUGGGAGAUUCACCCGGAGGAAAUGGCCGCCUCACAAAUGCUGCGUAGUAAGAUCUGGGCUCGUGGGGGGAGAGGGUACUGGGAUCACGAUGAUGAGAGUCAGAUUGUUUUUCCUGCGCGCGAUCCGUAG
Messenger RNA from Clonostachys rhizophaga, 1353 nucleotides. NCBI's taxonomy places the organism in Eukaryota, Fungi, Ascomycota, Sordariomycetes, Hypocreales, Bionectriaceae. The record is from the annotation of a GenBank genome assembly.